Rhagoletis pomonella (apple maggot) is the source of this 1433-nucleotide messenger RNA. RefSeq names its product myrosinase 1-like. The transcript has 5 exons. Gene Ontology annotation, biological process: carbohydrate metabolic process. Bases 102 to 1418 code for a protein of 438 amino acids. NCBI's taxonomy places the organism in Eukaryota, Metazoa, Arthropoda, Insecta, Diptera, Tephritidae. The record is from RefSeq and is a predicted model, not a curated record. Gene Ontology annotation, molecular function: beta-glucosidase activity.
UCUUAUCAGCGCCUGCACUCUUAUUAAACAGUACAAUCAUUCAACCCAAACCAACCACACAGCUUCAAUUGCUUCUGCACGUAUUGAUAAUUGCAGCUGAAAUGGGGAAUCAUCGUCUCGUCUUUAUACUAUGUCUGAUACUUACUUGCAUAUCUUUUGCCGACGUGGAGUGCGUAAAUGAAUGGAUCAGAAACCAAAUUCAGCCAUCAGCAAGCAACAAGCAAUUUCCUAAGAAUUUUUCCUUUGGGGUGGCGACAGCCGCCUAUCAAAUCGAGGGUGCGUGGAACGAAGACAGUAAGGCGCCCUCCAUUUGGGAUAUAUACACUCACGCGCAUCCAGAACGAAUAGCCGAUCAUUCAAACGGAGAUAACGCCGCUGAAUCUUAUCAUCGCUUCGAACAGGAUUUGGUUGCACUCAAAGAACUUAAGGUCAAUUUCUAUCGGUUUUCUAUAUCAUGGUGUAGAGUGCUUCCCUACGCAGAUACUUCGGUGAAAAAUCAAAAGGCGAUUGACUACUACAACAUGGUUAUCGACAAGUUAUUGGAGAACCAUAUCGAGCCGAUGGUGACAAUGUUCCACUAUGAUACGCCCGAAGAGCUGUCAAAAUUCGGUGGCUUUACCAAUGAUAUUGUCAUCAAGUACUUCCGCUCCUAUGCAGAUUUUCUGUUUGAAACUUUUGGUGAUCGCGUCAAGAAGUGGAUUACAUUCAAUGAACCGUUUGACUACUGUGUACCAGGCUAUGGCAAUGCGAAUUAUCCACCAAUGAUCCAUGCACCGGGAGUGGCAGACUACUUAUGUAUGGACAAUACUUUGCGGGCUCACGCAUCUGCUUAUCGCCUUUACAGAUCCAAAUAUUUCCACUCGCAACGAGGCAAAGUGGGCAUUACCAUUAGCAGCCGAUUUUAUUAUACCCCAAAGGCGAAUGAGUCAAACGACGUUGUGGAUAGAGCGAUACAGUAUUCGCUGGGCUGGUUGGCGCAUCCCAUUUUCGGCAAAUCAGGCAAUUAUCCCUACACUGUAAUUGAAGACAUCACAAGCAAUAGCAUGAAAGAAGGUCUGGCCUGGUCGCGGUUACGACCCCUAAACUUAUACUGGUCGAAGAUAAUUAAAGGAUCAGGGGACUUCUUAGGCCUUAAUUAUUAUACCUCCCGUUACGUCCAGAUGUCGGAUCCUCCGGCAGGGGCAACUCCUUCUUGGGAGCAUGAUUCGCGCCUUAAAUAUUCGGUUGAUGAGAGCUGGAAACGUGCCAAAUCUGAUUGGCUUUACUGCGUGCCUCAGGGCAUGGAGGAUAUUUUAAAAUGGAUUCGUGAUAACUAUGAUAACGUUGAGGUAUAUAUAACGGAAAACGGCUGGUCCGAUGAGGGCGAAUUAAUGGACACAGGCCGAAUUGAUUAUCUUAAGGUAAUGCAAAAAACGUAAUCACUAACGUCAUAC